Molecule: messenger RNA, 768 nt
Organism: Guillardia theta CCMP2712
Lineage: Eukaryota; Cryptophyceae; Pyrenomonadales; Geminigeraceae
Exons: 4
Coding region: 1-768 (255 amino acids)
Source: RefSeq, a predicted model, not a curated record
AUGGCCCCCUCCAUGCUGGUGGGAAGUUGGCUUGGAGGUGAGAGGCGGAACCUGGUCGUGGGUACGCUCUUGGCAUGCAUGCUAGCCGACGUGAAAGAUGCUCAUGGAGUCGCAAGCGUCAUGCCCUUAAGUCGAGCGAGCGAGGCCCGUCCUCUGGUACAACCCACCUUGGUUCGAGAGGGUCUGCAAAAAUUUGUCACGUUUGUGUUGCCGCUGUCAGAGCGCGCAUGGAUUGAGCGCCCUGACGUAUCGUGCUGUUCUUCAAGUCCUACCACGUCAAAUGUGCAGUUCACAAAGAAAGUGAAGCUCGAAAAUGUAGUGAGAGUGCGAAGAAACCAGGUUCACGAUGUCGCUUUCCACGGAACGAGCAGGCGAAUGCCAAAGCGCAGUGAAAACUCACCUGAGAGUCAGAUAACAAACCAGUACACUGGACGACAUUAUGAUGAAAAGGACUUGGUGGAAGAGGAGAAUGCUGGAGGCGACAUUGAUAUCAUAGAGUUAUCUGAAGAUGAUUAUGAGAUCAUCAGCCAUGCAGGCUCAAUACCGAAGAGGAAGGGAAAAGGAGCUCUGGCAAAGACGAUUGCAGGCUCUGGCGAUCGUUCGAUCACUGACGGGGGGAAUGACGAUCUUCACUGCAUGACGGUCGUUCAACUCAAGGAAAUCUGCCGAUCGCAGAAACUGAAGCUAACGGGGAAGAAACAAGAGUUGAUAGACAGGAUUCGGGGAAAUUCGCAGCAAGCACAAGAAGUUGUGAACAAUGCAAGGUAA